AUGGCUCCCGUUACCGUAGCCGUUGGCGAAGCAAAGGCAGGCGAGACUGCCCCCAGAAGAAAGUUGGCCCAGAAGGACGGCGCCGUGGAAAGACCCUACGACUCCAAGGCCACUAACUUGGUAGAGUUCUUGGACGAAGUGGUCCAUCGCAACAGCUCCCGCCCAGCCAUGGGUUGGAGAGACUUGUUGGAAGUCCACACCGAAACCAAAAAGGUCACCAAGUUUGUGGACGGCAAGGAAACUAAGGUCGACAAGGACUGGACCUUCUACGAAUACUCCAAGUACAACUACAUCACCUACAAGCAAUUGGGUGAAACCGUCAGGCAUAUCGCCGCGGGACUUGUGGCUGCCGGCUUGGAACCCAACCAAAAGGACAAGCUCCACCUUUUUGCCGGUACCUCCAAGAAAUGGCUCCAAUCGUUCUUGGCUGCCUCCCACAUUUCCCUCCCAGUAGUUACCGCAUACGACACUUUGGGUGAAUCUGGAUUGACCCACUCCUUGGUCCAAACCGAAUCCAAUGCUGUUUUCACCGACAACACCCUCUUGAGUCAAUUGAUUAGACCAUUACAAAAAGCCACCUCCGUCAAGUACAUUAUCCACAGUGAACCCAUAGAUGAGGGUGACAAGCGUCUGGGUGGCAAAUUCUACAAAGACGCUGUUGCUGCCAAGGAGAAGCUUUUGGAAGUUAGACCAGACUUGAAGUUCUUCUCCUUUGACGAAAUCAUUGAAUUGGGUAAGGAAACCCCACUUUCUUCAAAGAUUUCUCCAAAGUCCGAUGAUACUGCUUGUAUUAUGUACACUUCCGGCUCGACUGGUGAUCCAAAGGGUGUGGUUAUUACCCAUGCCAACAUUAUUGCCGCUGUCGGUGGUGUCUCUUCCAAUGUUGGUAGAAAAGAUGUUAAACCUCACGAUCGUAUUAUUGCAUUUUUGCCAUUGGCUCACAUUUUUGAAUUGGUCUUUGAAUUUAGUGCUCUUUGGUGGGGUGGAACUUUGGGUUACGCCAAUGUUAAAACCUUGACUGAGGCCUCUUGUAAGAACUGUCAAUCCGAUUUGCAAGAAUUCAAGCCAACCAUUAUGGUCGGUGUUGCUGCUGUUUGGGAAUCAGUCAGAAAGGGUGUCUUAGCAAAGGUUAGGGCCUUGCCUGCACUCACCCAAAAGAUUUUCUGGGCUGCAUACAAAGCCAAGACUACCUUCAGCAGUUACCACAUCCCAGGUGCUUCUAUCUUUGACAUCAUUUUCAAGAAGAUCAAGGCUGCCACUGGUGGUGAAUUGAGAAUUAUUAUGAACGGUGGUUCUCCAAUUUCCAAGGAUACACAAGUUUUCAUUUCUACUUUGAUCGCUCCAAUGUUGAUUGGUUACGGUUUGACUGAAACUUGUGCCCAAACUACUAUUUGUGAGGUUGAUCAUUUCGAAUACGAUGUUGCUGGUACCUUGACUGGUGCAGUUACCGCUAAAUUGGUUGAUGUCGCUGAUGCAGGUUACUACGCUAAGCACAACCAAGGUGAAAUUCUUCUUUCUGGUAAGUCUAUCGUCAAGGAGUACUAUAAGAACGAGAAGGAAACUGCCGAAGCUUUCACUGAAGAUGGUUGGUUCAGAACUGGUGACAUUGGUGAAUGGACCGCAAAUGGUAAUUUGAGAGUUAUUGACCGUAAGAAGAACUUGGUGAAGACAUUGAACGGUGAAUACAUCGCAUUGGAGAAGUUGGAAUCUGUUUACAGAUCUAACCCAGUUGUGCUCAACUUAUGUGCUUACGCCGACCAAUCAAAGGUUAAGCCAAUUGCUAUCGUUUUGCCUAACGAACAAGCUCUUAAGAGUUUGUUGAUUGAUGAAAGAAUCUACUCAAAGGAUGAAUUGAGCUCCAAGGAAUUGUCUCACCUUUGCGAAGAAAAGAAGGUCGCUGAUGCUGUGCAAAAGUCUCUUGCUGCUACUGGUAAGUCUCAAGGAUUGAAGGGUAUCGAAAUCAUCCAAGCAGUUGUAUUGUUGGACGAUGAGUGGACUCCUCAAAAUGGUUUUGUUACUUCUGCCCAAAAGUUGCAAAGAAAGAAGAUUCUCGAGUCUUGCAAAGAAAAGGUUGAGGCUGCUUAUGAUAGAUCAUAA
This is a messenger RNA of Suhomyces tanzawaensis NRRL Y-17324, 2097 nucleotides long. It is a transcript of the gene FAA4, whose product is annotated as long-chain fatty acid-CoA ligase. Gene Ontology annotation, biological process: long-chain fatty-acyl-CoA metabolic process; long-chain fatty acid metabolic process. The record is from RefSeq and is a predicted model, not a curated record. The transcript has a single exon. Lineage: Eukaryota; Fungi; Ascomycota; Pichiomycetes; Serinales; Debaryomycetaceae. Bases 1 to 2097 code for a protein of 698 amino acids. Gene Ontology annotation, cellular component: plasma membrane; endoplasmic reticulum; lipid droplet. Gene Ontology annotation, molecular function: long-chain fatty acid-CoA ligase activity.